ACCGUCUCACUGUCGGGAUCACCGUCAGCAGUCGACUCCACGAUAGCUCCGUCACAGGCGACCCGAUGACGAUGCCUCGCUGAAGUUUGAUUCCAGCAGUUGCCGAAGAGAUUCCAAGAACGAGAGAGAGAGAGAGAGAGAGAGAGAGAGAGAGAGAGAGAGAGAACCCGUGGAGCAGAAGACGAAGCUUCAACCGAGGUGUCUACUGCAGGACAUAGGAAAAACACCAGCAAGAACCUGGCAUGAAUAUGCUGAAGUCUCAUGCAAAUGCGGGUAAAAGCAAUAAUCCUUACAAAAAGUUAAGAGUCCAUAAGAUGGAGGGACCAGAAUCUGAUCAGUAUGCUGUGAAUUUCUGUGGAGAGGAAGAGGACUUAAGUGAGAAAAUGAAGGAGUUGCAGGGCUAUAUCAAGAUGGUACAGCAGACUGUGAAACCAGGGUGCUCUCCGGAGGUAGUGGAGCUCGCACUGCAUUCCAUGGCCAACCUCGUCGAAUUCCUUUCCUCUGUUUCCUCCAAGACGGAGCUAAUUUCUUCACUUUAACUUGCAAAUCCACUGCUGCUAGUUAGAAGGAUUAUGCAAGUUUGUCUGUUUCUGGGUGUAAUAUAGAUAGACGCACAUACCCACUUAAACGGGUAAAAAGGUGAACGGUGCAUUGGCGGGUGAGAGAAUUCGUUGUAGGUUGGAAAUUGGAGCGGGGAAGGAAAUUGGCAUGUGUAUCCUAAGCUACAUUAUGAUUAAAUUCUGUCAGAGUGACGGUUCAUGAAGCUCAGGAGAUGGUUUGUCCCGUGAACGUUGGGCGACGUGAUGUUAAAUUCUAAGUGAAGUCGCUUUUAACUUCA
This is a messenger RNA of Eucalyptus grandis, 838 nucleotides long. RefSeq names its product pyrophosphate--fructose 6-phosphate 1-phosphotransferase subunit alpha 2. The coding region runs from base 243 to 539 and encodes 98 amino acids. The transcript is spliced from 4 exons. NCBI's taxonomy places the organism in Eukaryota, Viridiplantae, Streptophyta, Magnoliopsida, Myrtales, Myrtaceae. The record is from RefSeq and is a predicted model, not a curated record.